UCAGUGAACUUAAAAAAAAUAAGUAAACAAUAAUAUUUACUAAAAUUAAAGCAUUCAGUAUAUUGUUCAUGACUUAUUAAUAGCCAUGAUUUAAUUGUUUGCAUUAAACUUUUUAAGUUUAUCACCAUUUUUAUUUCGUCGUUGCUUGUUUGUGUCCGAUGUUAUAAAAAUGGUGAAGACACUCAUGAAUUAUCACAGUAAGUAAAUAAGUGAGAUUCGAAUUUUUUUUUAAACGAUGGCACCUUUACUACAGGCUUUUACUUUAUUUUUGAUUCUAUCAAUAUGUAGAGCUGAUAAACCGAAAAUCGAACCAUCAGAUCCGAUUCUUGAUAUAAAUGAAGACGGUAAACUGUUUAUUAAAUGUCGCAGUAACAAAGCCAUGAAAUUUUAUAUUGUAUUAGACAAUCCCAAGCAAAAAUUUUCUGAAACGAUUGAACUAGCAACAAUGAGUAACAAUUUAUUUUUACAUACUAUCAUAAAACCAUCAGUAGUUCUCGGUGAUAGUGGAUGGUAUGGUUGUGCAAAUUCCGACGUAAAAGUUGAUACAAGUCAACAUGAUCAACUAGAGGUUUCAUGGAUUCACGUGAACGUCAAACCUAUCAAACCUUUAAUGGAACCGGAAGGUUCAGAGAUGUUAUUAACUGAAGGUGACCGUUUGCUUAUUAAAUGCCACAGUGAUAAAGAGAUGAUUUCUUACAGUAAACUAAAUAAUCCUGAUAAAGCUUCGGAGAGCAGUGAAGAUUCUACAACUCAAGAUGAAAAUUUAUUUACACUAAGUAUUGAAAAAAAAUCAGUUGUUCCAGAAGAUAGUGGGUGGUACGGUUGCGCAAAUAAAGACGUCUCAGUUGACACGGAGAGAUUUAAUCAACCAGAAGUUAGAUGGAUUUUUGUAAACGUUAAAUCUAAGAAGCCUUUAAUGGAACCAUCAGGACCAAUUCUCAAUCUAAAUGAAGGCGAAGAACUACUCCUUAAAUGCCGUAGUCACCAAGACAUGACUUUUUUCACUGUUUUGGAUAAUCCUGGCCAAGAGUCUGAAAAUAUAGAAGAGUCUUCUACGUUCUUUGAGGGAAUAUAUACAGUCAUUUUUAAAAAAAAUUCCGUACUCCAGGGUGACAGUGGAUGGUAUGGAUGCGCAUAUAGCGACGUCGACGUUGAUACAAGUAAUCGCGAUCAACUGGGAGUCAACUGGAUAAACGUUGUUGUUAAACGUAUGAUAUUUAUUUAUUCCUAAAACUAUUAAUUAAGUCAUUUUAUAUCACACUGUAAAAAAUCGGUAAUGAAUCCGGAGUGAAUAUGGAUUUUAUUUCAAUUAGAAUUCACUCCGCCGUUCGAAAUCUGGAGUUUAAAAAACACUUACUCUGUAUAUGGACUAAAUAAGGAAUUUUUUUCUCAGCGAAGUGAUAUCAGAGUAGUGUGGAUUUUAUUUCGUUUUAAUGUCGAACUGAACUUUCAUCAAAAAUGAAUUUUACUACGAGGAAAUCAAAUAAAUAAAAAAUUACCCUAGUAUUAUCGCGAAACAGCCGCAUCACUGCUGCAACACUGCGACGCCAUAGCUAUAGUAUUAAAAAAACAUUCUUGUUGCCGCAACACCGCCACUCUAUAUAUAGCUGUGACACCCAAAAACCAAUUAUUGAUUUUGGAUAUUAUAUAAAAUAAAACUUCAAAAUCAUACCAACACAAUAACAUCUUUAAUUUUCAUUUGUUUUUUAUUCUAAAAAAUUUUAGUCGUAAUAAUUGUCGAAAUUUAAUAAAUUCUCAAUCAAUAUGUUCCACUAUUUAAAAAUAUUUAAUGACUCAAUUUUCAUAAUGGUAUAAAAAUUUUAUUAAUUGAAAAUUAAAUAAAGCAGUAUGUAUAAAUA
Molecule: messenger RNA, 1859 nt
Organism: Microplitis demolitor
Lineage: Eukaryota; Metazoa; Arthropoda; Insecta; Hymenoptera; Braconidae
Product: cell surface glycoprotein MUC18-like
Exons: 7
Coding region: 236-1231 (331 amino acids)
Source: RefSeq, a predicted model, not a curated record